AUGUAUCUUGGGUCUACGUUUAACCCUUCACAUGGAUGUGCAAAACCUUCAGAAGCAGAGACUGAUGGAAAACCUUGGUACGUUGACAUUAAAAUUUUCUUGGAAAAAGGAGAAUAUCCUGAAGGAAUCACUAUCAAUCAGAAGAAGACCAUCAGGAAAUUGGCGAAUGAUUUCUUUCUCAACAAGAAUGUUCUGUACAAAAGAACCCCGUAUUUGGGAUUGCUUAAAUUCGUUGACUCCAUUGAAGCCACAAGAUUGAUUGAAGAAGUGCAUGCUGGAACCUACAGGCCUCGCAUGAACGAAUUUUUGCUAGCAAAGAAAAUCUUAAGAAUAGGUUAUUACUGGAUGACCAUGGAGAAUGAUUGUAGCAAAUUCGUCCAGAAAUGA
Molecule: messenger RNA, 387 nt
Organism: Lycium barbarum (goji berry)
Lineage: Eukaryota; Viridiplantae; Streptophyta; Magnoliopsida; Solanales; Solanaceae
Exons: 2
Coding region: 1-387 (128 amino acids)
Source: RefSeq, a predicted model, not a curated record